AAGAGAUUAGCGCGCACUGUAGUCGUCUCCAAUUUCAACCAGUCAGCUUCGUUGGGAUAAAGAAUGUUUGAUUUUACUAACAAAGGAUAUAUAAUAAAGAACCUGCAAGAUGUGUUUUCUAAGUAUUAUGCAUAAUGUAUCUACACGCGCGACCUCACAAGCAUUAUCUUGAUCGAGCAAACUCUUCCACAAAAGUCAAAAUGUUCAGAAGGUUUCGUCGCGAAGAAUAUUUAUCACCGGAUGCACAUCUCAGGGAACUCAUCGAAAAUCUAAAAGAUGACAUCCCCGAUUUCCUCGAAAGCCGAGCGUUCACCCAGUAUGAAAUCAGUUUAAUAUACGAUAUGCAUUCAGUAAUUCACAAUCAAGAAAGGAGGUGGGUGGAAAGUGGCGGUGGUGUUUACAAUGGUGGUGGCUUAAACGGUGGUAGAUUCGCACAAUCAGUUACCCCUUCCCGUGGAGGCACCAUAAGCAAACUUAAGUGGAUUAUGAUCUUUCUCCUGUUGCUGGGUAUUUGGUUGAUAGUGGUGAUAUGUGGUAUGAUAUUUAUAGUAAUGAACGGCUUGGCUAAAUUUGACGCUGUGCCUGGCGCGGUUAAAUGGUAUUCUGCCUGCAUGGGGACAGAUUGUCACGGACGCACCACCUGGUGGCCCUUCCCGCUGUACGAGACAUGGGGCGAAACUCCUCCUCGCAGUGCGUAGUUCAGUGAGAAUAAUGCUACCUAGCAACAACGAUGUUCCCACCAAUGAUUUAGCUGCGCUUGGAAUUGUUAGUGGAAAUGGGAUCGUUAGACUUCUCUGUCAUAAGGAUAGAUAUAGAUAGAACGAUUAUCAGAUUUUCUUCUUCUUGGGGUUUUGAUUGUUUAGAGCGUUCUUUGUGUUAAUACUCUCGGGCUCUUCUCGACUGGUUUCGCUUGCGGUUCUAGAAUUGGUAACUUCGCCGUCUCUUUUAAAUUCGACGAAUUCGACGGAUUCGAUGAUUUUCAUGGUGAAAUUUUCGAUGGAGAACGAUUGAUUUUGGUAGUCAGAAACCCUUAAGGUCUUUUUGUACG
Sclerotinia trifoliorum is the source of this 1048-nucleotide messenger RNA. The record is from the annotation of a GenBank genome assembly. Lineage: Eukaryota; Fungi; Ascomycota; Leotiomycetes; Helotiales; Sclerotiniaceae.